UCUUCUCUUUGGGUCGCUUUUGGCAUAUCCCUGUUCCUUCAUAUGAAGUAAACCCAGAAAAAUUGAAAUAAUUCUAAAGAUGCUUAUUGUUAAAAUUGAAUUGAAGCUUAGGUUAAUGGAGUACAACCCAGAAAAUUAAAACUUCAAUUUUUUAUUCAGAUAACUCUCAUCUCUAUGCUGUCUUCAUGAUAUAGAUGCUUAUUUUGUUCGCCCCCAUUGAAGAGGAAAAGCUGAAGAUAAUGAUCUGUAAAGUUUAAUAUUUUGACUGUGAAUCCAAUAAACAUUGAAAUGACAUCUGCUGGCAAUGGUGAACAUCAUGGUAUUGUUGAGGAACCUAUGGGUGGUCAAGUUAAGACUCAUGUACCUCUGCAUGUUUCAACAUCUCAAAGGGGACUUGUAAGUAAUGAAAAUUCUCAGAGCCAUUUCCAGGGUAGUACUCUUGCUAUUCCCAAAAGGCUAAAGUUCCUCAACUUUGGUAAUUUGGGUUCUCCAUCCGCAAAGUUUCAACAGAUAGCUGAUCAAAGAGAUGAUUUUUCUCGAACUGUACCUUCUUCUGGCAGCCUUCAUCUCCGUCAACGUAUUACUAGACUACUUUCACGGAAAUUGGAUUGGCCAGCUAUUAGGAAAAUGUGCAAAGAGUGGUUCAGAAAUCCGCUGAAUAUUGUACUUUUUAUCUGGAUUGUAUGUGUAGCUGUUUCUGGUGCAAUUUUGUUUCUUGUGAUGACGGGGAUGUUGAACCAUGCCAUCCCUAAGAAAUCUAUGAGAGAUACAUGGUUUGAAGUGAAUAACCAAAUUCUUAAUGCAUUGUUUACUCUCAUGUGUCUAUACCAGCACCCGCAAAGGCUAUAUCACUUUGUUCUUUUAAUGCGAUGGAGGCCAGAAGACAUUUCCAGGCUGAGAAAGGUUUACUGCAAAAAUGGAACUUAUAAGCCCCAUGAAUGGACACACAUGAUGGUGGUUGUCGCAUUACUUAAUCUCAACUGUUUUGCUCAAUAUGCUCUGUGUGGGCUUAAUUUGGGUUACAAGAGGUCAGAAAGACCAGCUAUUGGGGUAGGAAUAUGUAUCUCAGUUGCAAUUGGUGCACCUGCCAUUGCUGGAGUUUACUGUAUGCUCAGCCCUCUAGGAAAAGAUUAUGAUACUGAGUUAGACGAGGAAGCACAACUUCGAACAACAGCUACCGAGAGCAGCAGUGCUAGCCAACUGAGAAGAAAAGCAUUGGAAAAGAGAUUUUCUUUUGCAUUAGAUGAAGGGAGACUUGUUGAAACUAGACCACAAUGGAGUGGAGGCAUUCUUGAUUUUUGGGAUGAUAUUUCUUUGGCAUAUCUCUCUUUGUUCUGCAGUUUUUGUGUUUUUGGUUGGAAUAUGGAGAGACUUGGGUUUGGAAAUAUGUAUGUUCAUAUUGCAACUUUUCUUCUGUUCUGUAUGGCUCCUUUCUGGAUCUUCAAUUUGGCUGCUGUUAAUAUUGACAGUGAUACUGUCAGGGGGAUAUUAGGAGUUACUGGGAUUUUUCUUUGUCUGUUCGGGUUACUAUACGGUGGUUUUUGGAGGAUUCAGAUGAGAAAAAGAUACAAUUUGCCUCCUUACAAUAAUUGUUGUGGUAAACCUUCUGUUGCUGACUGUGCACUAUGGCUUUUCUGCUGUUGGUGCUCUCUUGCUCAGGAAGUAAGGACCGGAAAUUCCUAUGACAUCGUGGAAGAUAAAUUUUGUAGGAAACUAGAUGAAAGUAUAUCACCAUUGCCUCGUGAAGAUGGGCUAUAUAAUACUUCAGGUUCUCCUCUUGCAAACAACUCCUCUUCCUUUCCAAUAAUAAAAAGCAGCACCCCAAACCCCAGCAGAUUUGCAGCUGAAGUUCAUAGUCCUGAUAGACAGCAACCCUUCGUGGAAGACAAGUCUCAUACAAGAGGUCAAAAUGCGAUAAUGAUACCACCUACUCCUUCAGUUAUACAAAGAGAAGAUGCGUAGCACAACAGUUUUGCAGUGUUGUGACAACCUGAACCAUAAACUGUAAGCUUGCCUGCCCAAUUUUCAUUUUAGCUAUAGGUAUGUUGUAUUUCUACAUUUUAAAUAUGUUGUACAAGUGCUGGUUGUGAUCAUCAUGUUUGGAUAU
Molecule: messenger RNA, 2107 nt
Organism: Solanum stenotomum
Lineage: Eukaryota; Viridiplantae; Streptophyta; Magnoliopsida; Solanales; Solanaceae
Exons: 2
Coding region: 289-1962 (557 amino acids)
Biological process (GO): sesquiterpene biosynthetic process
Molecular function (GO): cyclase activity
Source: RefSeq, a predicted model, not a curated record